AUGUUCAGUAUUAGACCAUCUGCAUUUUGUGGAUUCGCCACUAUCCUUAUGAACACUGACACCAUCACAUCACGACCUAUCAACAGACUAUUCAACAUUGGUAAAUUCUACCGUGAAGUACAACCAUUACUGCCUUCACUCGACGAAAAGAUUGGAUUCUUUAAUGGCUUAAAAUUGAAAUCGAUAGUAAAAUCAUGUCAUUUAGAGAAUGUACCACUACCGAAUUUGUUUGAUUACUUUACAGAGAAAUCGAAAGCAGACAUCACAAAGAAGGUGAUCGAUCAAACACAAAUAUUAAUUAUACACAACAAUAUGGAUAUUGCUGCUCUUGAUUUAAGAAGGCGAUGUAACUGUGCAGUAAAUACAAAGUCUAAAGAUACUUUUGUUUCAUCUUGUACUGGUUGUAUUUGA
Messenger RNA from Heterostelium album PN500, 411 nucleotides. RefSeq lists its product as uncharacterized. The record is from RefSeq and is a predicted model, not a curated record. Bases 1 to 411 code for a protein of 136 amino acids. NCBI's taxonomy places the organism in Eukaryota, Evosea, Eumycetozoa, Acytosteliales, Acytosteliaceae. The transcript is spliced from 2 exons.